Molecule: messenger RNA, 6649 nt
Organism: Oxyura jamaicensis (ruddy duck)
Lineage: Eukaryota; Metazoa; Chordata; Aves; Anseriformes; Anatidae
Gene: MYT1
Product: myelin transcription factor 1
Exons: 23
Coding region: 541-3981 (1146 amino acids)
Biological process (GO): regulation of transcription by RNA polymerase II
Cellular component (GO): nucleus
Molecular function (GO): zinc ion binding; RNA polymerase II cis-regulatory region sequence-specific DNA binding; DNA-binding transcription factor activity, RNA polymerase II-specific
Source: RefSeq, a predicted model, not a curated record
CUCCCUUGGAUUGAGACAGAGGGGAAAGGCUUUCGGAGCACACAGUUGAUGUAAACAGACGCAGGCGUUUCGCCUUUAGAGCACGAAGGCUGGGUUGUUGUUUUGAAAAUUGCACUGGAGAACCGAGGGGAUUUUAUGAUGAUCAUCAUGCUCCUAGGUCCAUCUUUGCUCGCUCGCUCUCUCGCUGGCUGCGAGACGCUAGUGGACAUAUUUCGCUUCUGACUGAAAAGAGCUUGAAUAAGACGAGGAAGGAGGAGAUUUUUUUUUUUUUUUAAUAUAAACACGACAUCGUUUUCAGCCGGGAAACUUUCUGAAUAUUUCUGGAAGAGGAUGCUUGCCGGGUUUGCGGACCGGGGGAUCGGUGGAUGUUUACCCGGAGGGCAGCGAGCGCGGUGUUAGCAGAAGACGCCGGGGGCGCCGGGACGCGGAGCUCUCGGAGAAAAUGAGUUUCGAGGCGAGCUGCUGAACCAGAGGUGGACCUGCGGAGAGAAGAUCAGCAGCUGCGAGGGAGCCGCCAGCCUGCACGGCACACGCAUCAAGAUGAGUUUAGAAAAUGACGAUAAGAGAGCACGCACGCGAUCGAAGUCUAUCAGAGUGCCCACGGAGCUCAUCGGCCAGGAGGUGAGCUGUCCUACCCCAGGCUGUAACGGCUCAGGACACAUCCGUGGGAAGUAUGCGAGGCACAGAAGCCUACAAAGCUGCCCUCUAGCAAAGAAGAGGAAACUUCAGGAUGCGGAGGCCGAACACCUGGUGUCGAAGAGAAAAUCCCACCCGCUCAAGCUGGCCUUGGACGAAGGCUACAACGUCGACAGCGAUGGCAGCGAGGAGGCCGAGGCGAAGGAGUCUGGCUCCGACGAGUCGGAGGGGACGCUGGAGGAGGACGAGGCGGAGGCGGUGGAGCAGGAGGAGACCCGCAGCCCCGAGCCGGCAGAAGAGAGAAGCCCAGCAAAAUCAACCCAUUACGGACAAAAACCAGCAACAAGCACAUCUGGGCCCAGCAAGGCCAACUAUAGCAGCUAUCAAGAAAUAAUCGCCAACUCUCUCCUAAACCUAGGCCAAAUAGCGGAGGAGACCCUCGCCAUCGAAGGGCAGCUGCCCGAAGCGGAGCUGCAGGUCUCCAAGCCGCCGUCCAACGUCGUGCACCUGGUCCAUGAGGAUGCGGGAGAGGAGAUGGUGGAGGAGUGCGACAAGGAGAUCAUCAUCCAGACGGAGGACGCGGAGGAAGUCAUCGAGGUCACCAGCGAACGCAGCAGCAGCGAGUUGUGUCCAGAGCACCGGGACGACGCCAGCUGCGAGGAGGCCUGCAAACUGCCCAAGGCCAUGCAGGCUGAAGGAGAGGAGGAGGAGGAGGAUGAGGAGGAGGAGGAGGAUGAAGAUGAGGAGGAGGAGGAGGAAGAAGAGGAGGAAGAGGAGGAGGAGGAGGAAGAAGAGGAGGAGGAGGAGGAGGAAAUGGCUCCCGAAGUGAUCUGUGAAGAAGCUCCUCACACUUCUCAGGACGCCCAGAAAAGCCACUGUGAAGGGCAGUUCAGCCCAAAGCCCGAAUACUCGGUCAUCGUGGAGGUCCGCUCGGACGACGACAAAGACGAUGACGCCCGCUCCCAGAAGUCAGCCGUGACCGACGAGUCGGAGAUGUACGACAUGAUGACGAGGGGGAACCUGGGGCUGCUGGAGCAAGCCAUCGCGCUGAAGGCCGAGCAGGUGAAAAUCGUGAGGGAACCCAGCCGGCUGCCGGGAGAGCACGUAAAGCACUUCCAGGUGGACGAGAAGCAGAGCAAACCGCUGGACAGCAUCCGAAAGAGCUACUAUGGCAAAGAUCCCUCGAGACCCGAGAAGCGAGAAAUCAAAUGUCCGACGCCUGGCUGCGAUGGGACUGGCCACGUCACGGGACUCUACCCUCACCAUCGCAGCCUCUCUGGUUGUCCGCACAAAGACAGGAUCCCCCCUGAGAUCUUGGCGAUGCACGAGAACGUGUUGAAAUGCCCCACGCCAGGCUGCACAGGACAGGGUCACGUCAACAGCAACCGCAACACGCACAGGAGUUUAUCUGGGUGCCCCAUUGCUGCUGCUGAAAAAUUAGCCAAAUCACAUGAAAAGCAACAAACCCAGUCUGGUGACCCUUCGAAAACCAGCUCCAAUUCUGACCGGAUACUCAGGCCUAUGUGCUUUGUGAAGCAACUGGAGAUCCCUCAGUACGGAAGCUACCGGCCCAACAUGGUCCCAGCCACCCCCCGGGCCAACCUGGCCAAGGAGCUGGAGAAGUACUCCAAGGUCACCUUCGAUUAUGCAAGUUUUGAUGCUCAGGUUUUUGGCAAACGCAUGCUUGCCCCAAAGAUUCAGACUAGCGAAACCUCACCUAAAGCCUUUAAAUCCAAACCUUUUCCAAAGGCCUCCUCCCCCAGCCACAGCCCCUCCAGCAGUUACGUGAAGAGCACUUCAUCUUCCUCCACAGGCUUCGACUACUCCCACGACGCCGAGGCCGCGCACAUGGCCGCCACCGCCAUCCUCAACCUCUCCACCCGCUGCUGGGAAAUGCCCGAGAACCUCAGCACCAAGCAGCAGGAGGCCCCCGGCAAGUCCAUGGACAUUGAGGUGGAUGAAAAUGGGACUCUGGACUUGAGUAUGAACAAGCACCGCAAGCGGGAGAGCACCUUUCCCAGCAGCAGCAGCUGCAGCAGCAGUCCCAGCAUGAAGUCCCCAGAUGUGUCCCAGCGCCAAAACAGCACCAGUGCCACGAGCAGCACCAUGACCUCCCCCCAGUCCAGCCAGACCUCCCGCCAGGAUGAAUGGGAUGGGCCCAUCGACUACACCAAACCAAACCGCCAGCGGGAAGAGGAGCCAGAAGAGUCAGAGCCAGCAGCCCACUCGUUUGCCUCCUCGGAAGCUGAUGAGCAAGAAGUGUCGGAGGAAAACUUUGAAGAACGAAAAUACCCAGGGGAAGUUACUUUAACCAACUUCAAGCUUAAAUUCCUCUCCAAGGACAUCAAGAAAGAGCUGCUCACUUGCCCUACCCCAGGCUGUGACGGCAGUGGACACAUCACGGGAAACUAUGCCUCUCACCGCAGCCUUUCUGGUUGUCCUCUUGCUGACAAGAGCCUCAGAAACCUCAUGGCUGCCCACUCUGCUGACCUCAAGUGCCCUACUCCUGGCUGUGACGGCUCUGGUCACAUAACAGGAAAUUAUGCAUCGCAUAGAAGUCUGUCAGGCUGCCCUCGUGCCAAGAAAAGCGGGAUCAAGAUAACCCCGACAAAGGAUGAUAAAGAAGACCCGGAGCUGAUGAAGUGUCCGGUUCCUGGCUGCGUUGGGCUUGGGCACAUCAGCGGCAAAUACGCCUCGCACCGGAGCGCGUCGGGGUGUCCCCUCGCAGCCCGCAGGCAGAAGGAAGGAUCCCUCAACGGCUCCUCGUUUUCCUGGAAAUCGUUGAAAAACGAGGGCCCGACCUGCCCUACCCCGGGCUGCGACGGCUCCGGCCACGCCAACGGGAGCUUCCUCACUCACAGGAGUUUGUCAGGGUGCCCACGAGCUACUUUUGCUGGGAAGAAAGGAAAACUCUCAGGGGAUGAAAUUCUCAACACAAAGUUCAAGACCAGCGAUGUUCUGGAGAACGAUGAAGAGAUCAAGCAGCUGAACAAGGAGAUCAGCGAGCUGAACGAGUCCAACUCGGAGAUGGAAGCUGCCAUGGUGAAGCUGCAGUCGCAGAUCUCCACCAUGGAGAAGAACCUGAAGAACAUAGAGGAGGAAAACAAAAUCAUAGAGGAGCAAAAUGAAGCCCUGUUCCUGGAGCUCUCAGGGUUGAGCCAGGCUCUAAUCCAAAGUCUUGCCAAUAUCCGCCUUCCGCACAUGGAGCCCAUUAGCGAGCAGAACUUCGAUGCGUACGUGAACACGCUGACCGACAUGUACACCAACCAGGAGUGCUACCAGAACCCGGAGAACAAGGACCUGCUGGAGAGCAUCAAGCAAGCCGUCAAGGGCAUCCAGGUUUAGCGCCGCGGGAUGGAGGCGGGCAAGCAAACAGACUGUAAGACGGAACUUUCCCUCCAAGUAUUCAGGUUUACAAGUUGUAAAACUUGUUUAAUGAAUGAAAAACAAAAAAACAAAAAACAAAAACACAAAGGACCAAAACGUAACCAAGAGGCCAUUUCUGAGACGUGGAACUGAUUGAACUCAAUGUUCUCGUUUACUUAACUUUGGACCUUCUUAGGAAAAGUGGGAUUUUUCUCCCUGGACCACGAGGUAGACCAGGAUGGAAGGUUAAAUUCUCCAGUAGGCUGUGGGGCUUGGUAGCUGGUGAAGAGCAGGCGUCUUUCAUAUGCUGCCAUGCUUUCACAGCGUUGAUCCAAGGGUUAAAACGUUACAAGAACAGGGUUUUGUCUGAUCCAAGACUAGCGUAUGACUGGCUCAAACCCUCAUGUUGUCUAUGGUCGUAUGUCCAGAUCACCUACUCACCCAUGAAUUAUGUUAUAUGUUGCUAUAAAGUGCUGGAGCUGCAAGCUACCUGUAAAUCUGAACCUGUGCUGGGCCUCCCAACCCCAGGAGUUCAGAUAUCCACUGGGCAUGGGAACUCUUUAAGUAUUAUAAAGUAGCUUAUUUUUAUUUUCUGAAAGAAAGCUGAAGAGCAGUUCUGGAUCUCCAGUGGAAAGCGCAAUGGAAAAAAGGUUCUCAGGGAAGCUUUUGGAGUUUGCAACUACAGUAUUCCUUUGUCUGUCUUAAAUAUGAGAAUAGCUAUUAUGAAUAGGCCAAUACCAGAUAUUUCAUACAGAAGAAUUCUUAAUGUGUCAUGGUCCGGUGUAUAUGAUUUUUUGGAAGUCUGUUUGAUGACAGUUCUGGUUCUUUUCAUUAUUGUGAUCAUCCCUGCAGUGGCGCAGUACUGCCAGUCCAGAGAUCAUACAUCAAUGCCAGAGAACGUUUGAGAUUGCGAUGAACAAAAAAAAAACACAAGCAAACAAACAAACAAAAGCAACAAAAAGAGAAAUGUUAAUUGAUGGCCAGCAAAGUGCUUACUUCAUGUGAAUCAGCAGUUUAUUUCUUGCAGAUAUCCGCAGGGCAAUGGGUUUUUCUUGGUUUGGUGUUCUACACCUUGUGCAAAAUCACAGCACAAGUGCCGUUCUGGAGGACAAAAAAAAAAAAAAAAGAAAAAGAAAAAAAAAAAAAAGAAAAAAAGGGGGAACAAAAAAGCAUUCAGGUAUUGGGUAUUGUUCCAAAGAAGCAUUUUGUAAGCAGCUCGGUACGCGCAGCUCCGUGAAUGUCACCGCGAUGCUCCAGCCUCCAGCUGAGCGUGGUGGGGCUCGGGGACCAUCUCGGCACCUUUCCAAGAAAAGGAGAGGUGGGAGCUCCUUUUGUUUUUUCAAGAAAAGGAGCUCCCACCCAGGGCUCGCUGCCACCCUGGUGCAAACACCUUGGAAGUGGAAGGGGCGAAACCCCUCCGGGGUCCCAGCACGGUCCCAGCACGGGGGUGUUCACCCCCCGCACCCUCCUGGUGGUGUUGGAGCAGAGCUGAGGUGGGGAGGAUUUUGGUGACCGAUGCUAAAAGCGAGGCCGUGGUGGCGUUUCGAGCCCAAUCCUGCAGUUAUUUGGGGCAGAAUCUGUGAUUUGGAGAAGCCAGCGGGGAGCUCGGCCCAGGCUGGUUCCCCUGGGGUGCACAGCCACACCGCGGGCUCAGAUUCCGUGAGUUCACUUAUUUUAGAACCCAUUCCAAGUGCAAAACUACAAAAGAAAGGGGAAAAAAGAAUAAUAGUAAUAAUUUGAGGUGUUAAAAACACAAUGUUCUUAACAUGUAAAUAGAGUCCAAAUUGAUUGUGACUGCAAUUCAGUUAGUAUUUAAAAGUAGAGAAAUUGCACUUCCUGGAAGAAAGAGAGGGAAAAAAAAAAAAAAAGUAGUUAGUUUAAUUAUCCUGUAAAUUAUUUAAUUUUGGCAAGAUGUAUGUAAUUUAUAUUUACAACACCUUAUGUUAACUUUUUUCUAUUUAUUUAACUUUUUUAUUUAUUGAUUUUAUACUUACUUUAAACUGGACACCGCACCAUAGAAAAGAAGAUAAAAGAAGCAAAAAAAAAAGAAGUUUAAAAUUAAAACUUUUGACCAUAAAAAAUGAUAUUCCAAAAAAAAAAAGAAAACCCCUAUCUACAACUCCUACUUGUAAUUUUGAUGCAACCAAGUUAUUUUUUAUAUAUUUUGUUAUUUAUUCUUUUAACGAUGGGAAUUUUUUUAAAGAUAUUUUAUAACUGAGACAUUUUGAUAAUUUUUUGGUUUGUUUUUUUGUGGGGGCAGGGGCACCGGGGGAAGAGAGACUUUUUCAGUUUUUCUUUUCUUUUUUCAUUCAUAUUGUUUCAGGCACUGAUAACAGGAAAUGAGAAUUCUGUAUUUAUUAUUUAUUUAAUAUUUAAGUCGAAAAAAAAAAAAAUGAACUGUGCUCUUGUUGUAUAUUUAUUUUGUCGUUUGUGUGUCGGUUAUGUGAUGACUGAGUACUUGUUUAUGUGAAGGAAUACUGUUAAUAUUUAAAUAAUAAAGAGUCACAUUGAAAGUUAUAGCAGGCUACAUGUUAUUCUGUGAAAAUGAAUACUGUGAUCUACUUUCCUCAGGAAAUGUAUUUUGCAGACAGAACUUCCUUAUGUACUGGCAGGGUUAUUUCGUAAUAAAACCCAGUUCUGUUUGUGA